Molecule: messenger RNA, 2575 nt
Organism: Dermacentor silvarum
Lineage: Eukaryota; Metazoa; Arthropoda; Arachnida; Ixodida; Ixodidae
Product: zinc finger protein 501
Exons: 3
Coding region: 463-1572 (369 amino acids)
Source: RefSeq, a predicted model, not a curated record
GCCCGAGCUUUUUUAUGCAAAACCGGGUAAGCUUCGCCAGGAACAACCGUUGGCUGAGGGGGCAUUUCUUUGAUCGUUUUCUUUGGUAAACGCUGCUUUCUCGCUCCUAUAUUAGAAAAUACUCACUACCGGGACUGUAAAGCUUCCAAUAACAGCAGCUGCAUGAGGCUAGAGGCUGUUAUCUACGCCAGGCCUGCAGCUGGGGUCACUGAUAUGGCAGCCACCUGAAACUGUGACGUCGACCAAGGCGUUCCCGACGGGAGCUGGAUGUUUCGUUUCAUGGAAGAGCAGUGACACACAGUCAAUUUCAAGUCUGCAGGAUUGCCAAUGGACCAUUGAAGCACCAUGUCUUCCGACCCAGCGUGUCAGUGGACAAACAUAAGACAGCCUUAAUUCUGAUUGCAUGUUUUUACCAUUAUUCGUCUCGGUAGCGUCAUUUCUGCAUGGUGGACCAGACACAAGAUGAAGAGUUCGAGGUGCCGAGGACCGAGUGCUGCAAUGCCACCCCCCAGGCGCUCUGCAAGAGUCAGCUGUGGUCACAUCUCAAGGCUGGGUAUACACGACACGGAUACCGCCGAAAAUGAAACUUUCGCAGAAGCAGUGAUGGCGUCACUCAAAGUGACUAUGCCGUGCCUGUUUCCACAGAAGUGCCGGGUCUGCCAGAAGACACUGUCCAGCAGGACGUCACUCGUGAGGCACAUGCGCACGCACACAGGUGAAAAACCAUACGCGUGCCCCUCGUGUCCUGCGGCCUACACUACUCUUUACCUGCUUAGCCUACACAUCCGAACACACACUGGUGAGAGGCCGUACAAGUGCAACAUCUGUGAAAGUUCGUUCUCUCAGCGGACUCCACUGAUCCACCACCUACGUACACACACGGGUCAGAAACCAUACGAAUGCUCUCUCUGUCCAGCCGAAUUUGUAAAGCUUCAAUCGCUACGCCAGCACGAGCGAACGCACACAGGUGAGCAGCCGUACGAGUGCAAUGUGUGUCACCGAAGAUUCGCGCAGCUCCCGUUCCUCGUAGCACACGCACGCACGCACACGGGCGAACGGCCGUUCGUGUGCCACGCGUGCCCGGCAGCGUUCACUCAUCGAAAGACACUUGCCAAUCACAAGAGGACACAUACGGGAGAAAAACCGUUCGAGUGUCGCACGUGUGGUCGCCGGUUCUCGCAGCAAGGGAACCUGGUACGCCACCUGCAGCUACACACGGUUGACAAAAAGCACAAGUGCAGCCUGUGUCCUUCAGUGUUCGCCUUAAAGCACUCGCUGGAGGCCCACGAAUUGUCACACAAAGCUGUUAGGCCUUUUAAAUGCAGUGCAUGCCCUGCUUCUUUUGUCUACAAACAAAACCUGGAUGCCCAUCGACGAGUGCACACAGGCAAUGUGCCAUUUUCAUGUGCUUUGUGCGACAAAACGUUCUGGGCAUUGAGGCAACUGCGGAGACACCUGCUCACUCACACAGGUGAGAAAAGGUUCGAGUGCGGCAUCUGCAAGAAGCGUCUCACACGGACUUGCAGCUUGGCACGCCACAUGCGAAUACAUGCUAGGAAAAAGGAUGCCUAAAAGGCUGGCAGGCAGAUCUCUGCCUUUUGCAACAUGUGAUAUCACUGUUCACUGCACACCUUGUCUGCUCAUCUGGCCAAAGGAUGAUAUGUUGAAAAGCAGCCUGCGUACCUUCCUGCAGGCUAGAAAAGAUGUUCCUGCUUUGGCUUUUAUGACUACAGCAGUUCAACUUAUGCUUUUAAUUUGAGAAAUGCAAACUUGUUCACUGCUGUGGCUGAGUUUAGACCUUGUGGCUGUUAACAAUUGACGUGGGGACUGUAAGUGCCAGAUUAUUGCUGUGGGAUACAUUUGCUCAACGUGCUGGUGGAUGUACAACGGUAAGGGAGUUAAGCUCAAUUUGCAUAUGCAGUAGCUAGCAUGCCAUCUGUCUCAUUUCUCCCACCGAGCACUAACCUUUGCACACAGGCCAUGAGAUGCUAGUGUUCUGUAUUGGGUAAAAGUUUUUCUUUUUUGCUGUAUUGACUGAGAUGAAGGUGCCGGAACACCAUGACCUAUUUCGGACAUAUAAAAUUGAUGGUUUCAAUUAAAGUUAUUUCAUGUUUAUACUACAGCAGUACUGCAAUGGAAAGUGUAACAAGUUUAGUUUGAGGUGGUUUGUCAUGUUAAUGUUUAAAUUUGAAGUUGCUAUAGUUUUUUUGCAACUGUUUGAUCAUUGGAGCACUCAUUCACAACUGUCUCAAUACCUUCAGCCCCAUGUAAGGGGGGCAACAUGCAUUGGCAACACCCACUUAGUAUUUUCUUUUUGAAGUUUUACUCAUUGCAGGGCAUUCAAGUCUUGCUUCGUCAGUAAGCACUCUGAGCUUGUGUGGCUGAUUUCGCCUUAAGUUCAAACUUUGUACUAAGAGCUGUGCAGUGGAAGUGAAGAGGUUUUUGAGCUUUGCCAUGCAAAAUUUGGCAGCAUAAGAACUAGUACAAACUAUUUUGCCAUUUGAUAAUGGCAGACCUUGUGAUAUGCUACAUGUUGUGCAAGACCAUUUCGUAAUAAAAGUGAUCUCAUUUUGAA